AUGCAAAGAUUUCUGCAAGUACCAGGUCCGAUGAAGACACUAUUCAACCAAUUUCCGCUUCAAACGUAUGGUCCCGUUGAAAAAAGGGACGACGCUUUGGCUAAUGAAUUCAAUACUCUAAGUUAUGCUUUCGAGGGCAGUGACGCGCGUCAGAAAUCCGUGAAUGAUACCUUCAAAUUAGGCGUGUACAAGGUGGUGCAAGAUCCUUCUACCGGCCACUUUUUAGCGUCGGAUCCGUGGUGUUUGUUCACGCAGCUUUCGCUGUGCAAGAAAAAUAAGCUGAAAUUGAGCUCCAAUGAAAACUCAAAGACUGCCACGGGUUCCAAGACGGUUCACAGCCACUGCGUUCUUGAACUAUCGCCGCUAGCUUCGAGCGAUCGUUUUUUGCCUGUCUUGGUCGAGGGCUACGCAAAACGGCAUGUGCGCUCUGCAGCGGGCAUCUACGAGAUUUUGAGCCAGCGUUUCAGUGGCGCAGAAGAACGCAUGUACUCUUUGCUCCUGGAUUCUGUGGUCUACGACUGCUAUAUGGCCAAGGUUUUGUAUGAACUGACGACAGACCAGUUUUUGGAGUUGUACGGAGGCAAGACCUCCUCUACGGCCGUGAACCCUUGGAUCUGCCACAACCAUCGUAGCGAUCUGAGCAGAAGAAACGAUUUUGCUCUGCGUCACCGUGAAUUGGUCUCUCGGCACAGUCUGCCCACUGUCCUCACUGGGCGCUCUGAAGGUAUUCAGCAACUACUCAGUGGGAUCGACGAGAACUGCCUGAGGACGCUCGUUCAAUUUCAAGACCUAUUGGAAAAGUCUGCAACCGAAUUUUUCCUGGGAAAUACAGAGCCCUCGUUUUUGGAUCUGAAACUCACAAGCUAUAUCUAUUGCUUGCUCCUUUUGCCUAAGCACCAAAUGUCCGUUGCAGAUUUUUUGCGUCAAGACUGCCCUGAUUUAAUCGAACAUGCACAAAGAAUCAUCCAACACUAUCACUAG
Molecule: messenger RNA, 981 nt
Organism: Lachancea meyersii CBS 8951
Lineage: Eukaryota; Fungi; Ascomycota; Saccharomycetes; Saccharomycetales; Saccharomycetaceae
Source: the annotation of a GenBank genome assembly